CAGAAGACCAGGAACAGGAUGCUAACAGUGCGCUAACAGCUACUGCUACCAAAGGAAUUCAUGAACUUCAUUACCGCAGACAUUUAGCUCGCUUGACUGAGACUUAGUCAUGUCUCAAGUAGAGAAGAAAGCAGGGCUGCUGCGGCGGACGUCAUCCUCCAAAAAACCUUUGAAAGAGAAGGUGGUUCUGAUGUAUGAUGAGAUCUUUGCUAAAGAAGACCCAGCCAAAAAUAACCCUCGCUUCUGGGAUGAGCUGUUUCUCAUGAAGGUUAACUUGGAGUACCUGGAGUCCAAAUUGGAGAGCGUAAAUGGCGAGGAAGUGCAACGUAUUCAAGACAACAUCAACUCUCUGUUUCACCACUGCGUCCAGGCUCUGGGAGAGGAGCAUCAGAUCAAAGUGGUCAAUGCCCUGCAGACACUCUGCGCACUUUUUCGAGGGGUUCAUCAGAAGAAUAAGUCUGCAUCCGGCUUCGACAUUAUUAACAUGCUCAUGGGCUUCGACAAAGCUGAGCAGAGAAUGAAGGAUCUGAUGGAGAGGUUAGACAGUCUUCUUUGUGGAGACAGCUCAGAGAGCCUGAAAAGCCUUUGCCUAAAGUUGUUACUUUGUUUGGUCACGGUGACAGAUAAUAUCAGCCAGAACACAAUACUGGAAUACGUGAUGAUCAACAGCAUUUUCGAAGCUAUUCUACAAAUUCUCUCAGAUCCGUCCAGUAGAGGGCAGCAUGGUUAUGAUUCUGUGGUACUUCUGGCACUUCUAGUUAACUACAGAAAAUAUGAGUCUGUGAAUCCAUACAUUGUGAAACUUUCCAUUGUGGAUGAUGAGCCAACUCUGGAUGGAAUGGGUGUAGUCCUUCACCAGGCUCUGACAGAAUAUAACAGACAGUACAAAGAUAAAGAGGAGGAAAACCAGGGUGGCUUCUUCUCCACCCUCACUAGCAUGGUGGGCAGCAUGUUUAUAGCAGAUGUUGAUGAGAAACUCUCUGUACAGACAAAUGAGGCAAUUCUGCUGGCACUUUAUGAGGCAGUCCACCUUAACAGAAAUUUCAUCACAGUGUUGGCUCAGCUUCAAACACAAAUGUUGGUGCCACACACAGGCUACUUUGAUACCAUUUUUACAGGGGCUUCUACUAAGACCAGAUACGGCCAUGUGCACACUUUGAUGAACAACCCAGAGUUGCCCUUGGAUCCUAACUUGCAGACCAGCAACCUUCUCAUUACCUUCCUCAAGUAUGCCUCCAUCGUAAUGCAGGAUACGAAAGAUGAGCAUCGACUCAACAGUGCCAGACUGUGCCUGAUCAUCCUCACAUGCAUCGCUGAGGACCAGUAUGCUGAUGCCUUUCUUCAUGACGACAACAUUAACUUCAGAGUCAGCCUCCACAAAAUGCCGAUGAGACACCGGAAAAAAACCCCGGGCAAAAACAUCCCCUCACGACCACUGGUCUGUGCUGUUCUAGAUCUAAUGGUGGAGUUUAUCGUCACUCAUAUGAUGAAGGAUUUUCCUAUGGAUCUAUACUUACGCUGUGUACAAAUCAUUCACAAACUGCUGUGUUACCAGAAGAAAUGCAGAAUCCGGCUACACUACACCUGGAGAGAGCUGUGGUCAGCUCUCAUCAACCUGCUGAAGUUCCUGCUGUCCAAUGAAACCGCACUACUGGCCAAGCACAACAUCUUUUACCUGGCCUUACUGGUGGUCAACUUGUUCAACAUGUUUAUAACCUAUGGAGACACGUUCCUACCAACAUCCAACAGCUAUGAUGAGCUGUAUUAUGAAAUUGUACGAAUGCACCAGGUCUUCGACAACCUCUACUGUAUGGUUUUGAGAGUAUCCACCAACACAGGCCAAUGGAAGGAGGCAGCCAGCAAAGUUACGCACGCUCUGGUCAACAUUCGGGCAAUCGUCAACCAUUUUAAUCCCAAGAUUGAGUCGUAUGCUGCAGUGAACCACAUCUCCCAACUGUCAGAGGAACAGGUUUUGGAGGUGGUUCGGUCCAAUUAUGACACCCUGACCCUUAAACUGCAGGACGGUUUGGACCAGUUUGAGAGGUAUUCUGAGCAGCCAAAGGAAGCUGCUUUCUUCAAGGAGCUGGUGCGCUCCAUCAGUCUGAACGUGAGGAAGAACGUCUCUCUGAACUCGCUCAGUCAGGACGUGCUGCUUAAAGAGUUCUCCACCAUCUCCUGAGCCUUCAGAUUCAUCUUCAAACAAACUGAUUACACCCACGAUAGACCAGUCCUCCAUGGUUCUUUCCAUUUCCAGACUUUGUCCAAGAACUGAGCGGAGGAACCACCCUGCAGAGACGGACCCCACAUCGACUGAGCAACAGUCGCCAAUCUAAACUCUCUGCAGACCUCCCCUCCUUCCUCUGCGGUCGUCUACAUGCCUGACCACAAUCAGCCAUGCUGGCUGGACUGUUACCUGACAGCGGAACAAAGUAUUUCUUCUGGUGUUCCAUUAAUCCCAGUUCAUGAUUUAGUGAAGGAACAUUUUAGGCUCUCUGUAUUUUUCCUAAGUUGUGGUGAUGGUGACUCUGAGCCAUUUUGACUCUUCAUGAAUUUCAGAAUUUGCCUUUACAUCUGGAUUCCUGAUGAGUGAAUGUAAAAAUACAAACAAACUCUCUUGUUUCUGAUUUUCUAUUUUUCUUUAUGAUAAAGCGCAGAACAAGUAAGUGAUUACAUUAAGGAUGCCAUGAAGUGAUUAAAAACCGACUAUAGCUAAUGAGAAAUGUCUCCUGUUACAUUCAUUUCUCUUCAUAUUAGCAAACUAAUCGGGAAGUGUUGGAGGUUGGCUUUCUGCUCAGGAGGGGACACUACUCUGUCAUUAUGUGUGUGGUGUGUGUUUGGCACGAAUUAAGACCUU
Messenger RNA from Cyprinodon variegatus (sheepshead minnow), 2854 nucleotides. RefSeq names its product chromosome unknown open reading frame, human C10orf76 (gene armh3). Gene Ontology annotation, cellular component: cytosol. Bases 110 to 2179 code for a protein of 689 amino acids. The record is from RefSeq and is a predicted model, not a curated record. The transcript has 26 exons. Lineage: Eukaryota; Metazoa; Chordata; Actinopteri; Cyprinodontiformes; Cyprinodontidae. Gene Ontology annotation, biological process: regulation of Golgi organization.